AAAAAGCAACCAAACAGCAAGAUGGGUGGUCUUAAGUUAGCUUCCACUGAACCGGACAAAUUUCCGAUUUCGGUUCACUGCUUGCAAGGUAGCAAUUCCCCCGAUAAGGGCAUGGAUGUUACAACACUCAGUUCUCCUUCACUUCCCCUGAUAAAUAUGUAGGCCAUACUCUUGAAGAAGAGAUCGAUAAUUAUCGGUUACUUAGUUUGACGGAAUUGUCUGCACUACUGAUGUGUUUUGGUCUUACACCGAUUAUUCACCUUGCUUUCAAUUUUUGUUGUCCGAUAAUUUUACAACUGAGCAAUUGAAGAAUAUUUCAGGAUGAAUGUUAAAGUUGACAUUGGCAGGAUUUGAACUCAGAUGAUAACAGCCAGUUGAAGGACCAGUAGUUAUGUCCAACUAAUCAGCCCAUUCAUUUUCCUUGUUUGCAAAAUUAUUAUCUUUCAGUCAACAAAAUGAUGCAAGGUUUGGUGCCGAAGUGUCUUCGAUUUCUCAGAGGUCUAAAUCGAGAGCUACAACUGAAGACAACCCGUAGCAAUAUUUGUACAAAAAUAGAUGAUGUUCUAGAUAUGAAUUAUAUUCCAAGGAAAGCUGUGCUCUAUGUCCCUGGAAGUGACAUUAAAAAGCUCAACAAAAUCCCUUCUCUUAAAGCUGACUGUAUUGUAUUGGACUGUGAAGAUGGAGUGGCUUAUAAUAAGAAGGAAGAAGCCCGGGUGAAUAUUUCCAAGAUGUUGGGUGAAAUUGAUUUUGGUAAAGCUGAUUGCACUGUACGUAUAAAUUCCAUCAGUACCGGAAUGACUGAAAAAGAUCUUCGGCAGAUCCUUACUGCCUCCCGUCUCCCUCAGACAUUACUUCUACCGAAAGUUGACUAUGUCCAAGAAAUUGAAGAAUUCACAUCAUUAUUUGAAGAAAUAUGUAUUCAGUCCAAGAUAACGUCAUGGAAACCAGCCUUAAUCACAUCUGUAGAGACUAGUAUUGGUCUGUUAAAUCUUCAAGCUAUCCUACAAAGAUUCACAGAAUUGUCUCAAACAGGGUGUCAUUAUUAUCUAGAUGGAGUAUUGUUUGGAUCAGAUGAUUUCUGUGCUGAUAUAGGUGCUACCAGAAGUCGAGAAGGGAGUGAAUUGUUGUAUGCUCGACAGAAGAUAGUUGCUACAGCAAAAGCCUUCCGCCUUCAAGUUAUUGAUAUGGUUGAUAUUAACUUCAAAGACUUAGAUUCACUGAAGAUACUCUGUGAGGAAGGUGCCAGAAUGGGAUUUACUGGGAAGCAAGUUAUUCAUCCUUCACAGAUACCAAUAGUCCAAGCAGCUUUUAAUCCCUCACCAGAGAAAGUAGCAUGGGCUGCAGAGCUCAUUAAACAGUUUGAAGAACAUCAAAUCCAGGGGAAGGGGGCCUUCACAUAUCACGGCCAGAUGAUCGACAUGCCUUUGUUAUUACAAGCCAAGAAUAUUGUCAAAAUGGCAAAUUAACACUGACAUUCACAAAAACAAAAAUUAUUUUUUUACUAUUUAUUUUUUUCUUGUUGAUUAAUAUUGUUGUUUUAGCAACUGUGAGGAAUAAAUUGUUUUAAUUGUAAA
Molecule: messenger RNA, 1574 nt
Organism: Octopus bimaculoides (California two-spot octopus)
Lineage: Eukaryota; Metazoa; Mollusca; Cephalopoda; Octopoda; Octopodidae
Product: citramalyl-CoA lyase, mitochondrial
Biological process (GO): regulation of cobalamin catabolic process
Molecular function (GO): (S)-citramalyl-CoA lyase activity
Source: RefSeq, a predicted model, not a curated record